CGCCGCGGAGCCCCGGCCUAGCCCCGGGCAGCCGCCACCACGCCGCGCGCCGUACUCCGCGUCAAGAAUGGGGCGGCCAAGCUGCCCAAGCCGCCCGCCGCCGCGGCUGCCGCCGGCGCGGCCGAGGCGCCCGGCGCCGGCGCGGGCAUGGAGCGCUCGCAGAGCCGCCUCAGCCUGUCCGCCUCCUUCGAGGCGCUCGCCAUCUACUUCCCGUGCAUGAACUCCUUCGACGACGAGGACGCGGAAGGGGACAGCCGGAGGCUGAAGGGAGCCAUCCAGAGGAGCACGGAGACUGGCCUGGCGGUGGAGAUGCCCAGCCGGACGCUGCGCCAGGCCAGCCACGAGUCCAUUGAAGACAGCAUGAAUAGCUACGGCUCCGAGGGCAACCUUAACUACGGGGGAGUUUGCCUGGCGUCAGACGCGCAGUUCAGCGACUUCCUCGGCAGCAUGGGGCCGGCGCAGUUUGUGGGCCGCCAGACCCUGGCCACCACGCCCAUGGGGGACGUGGAGAUCGGCUUGCAGGAGCGGAAUGGCCAGCUCGAAGUGGACAUCAUCCAGGCUCGGGGACUGACGGCCAAGCCAGGCUCCAAGACACUGCCAGCGGCCUAUAUCAAGGCCUACCUGCUAGAGAACGGCGUCUGCAUUGCCAAGAAGAAGACCAAAGUCGCUCGCAAGUCACUGGACCCGCUGUAUAACCAGGUGCUGCUGUUUCCUGAGAGCCCCCAGGGCAAAGUCCUGCAGGUGAUCGUGUGGGGGAACUAUGGGCGGAUGGAGCGGAAGCAGUUCAUGGGUGUGGCCCGUGUGCUACUGGAGGAGCUGGACUUGACCACCCUCGCCGUGGGCUGGUACAAGCUCUUCCCCACCUCCUCCAUGGUGGACCCGGCUGCGGGGCCCCUGCUCCGGCAGGCGUCCCAAUUGUCCCUCGAGAGCACCGUGGGGCCCUGUGGUGAGCGAUCUUAGGGCCGGGGUUGGGGGGGCCCCCUGACAAGGCCUGGAGAACGCCCAGCCCCAACCUGGGACCCCAGGCCCAGGGGCACAUUGAACAGAGGAGGAUGGGGUUCUCCCCCACAGUGGGGAAGCAGAAUGGGGAAACCUGCCCCCCAGGGCCCCUCCUCACCCACUCUUUGCCUCCUAUCCCCUGAGACCUUCCCUCUCCCAACGGGAUUGGCUGCACUUUUGACUUGGCCGGUUCUUGCCCUGGUGGAUGUGGCUGCAAUCCGGAGAAAGGAGAGACUGAGGUGGCAGAGCGAACCAUCCUCCUGUCCCAGACACUGUCCGACUGCUCCCCCUUUUCGCCUCCUCGGAAGCUCGCUGCCCGGAGCCAAGUCCAGAACCCAGCGGCCAUCUCCAUGGUGCCAAUUACCAGCAAGUGUCUUUCCUGCGGCACCGGGUUCAGGCAGCUACUCCUGCCCCAAAGCUGAUGGGGCAGCCUUGCAAGGAUCCGGAGCCAGCUCCGGGGGGCCCAGAGCCUCCCGCUUGAUGAGGAGCUUGGCCUCCCUCCUCCUGCCCGUGGAAGGAGCUUUGCCGCAGCCUGUCUGAGUCCAUCUGUCUGUCCCUUCCUGCCUGCCCCUCUUCCGGUGGCUCUAGGAAUUGGGGUCCAGCAGGGACCAAAGGAAAGGAGGCAGUGCCCUGGGCCUGGCACAGACCCCCAGGGUGCCCUGCUCCGUGGGACCGCAACAAGCUCGUUGAAAAUGGUGGACUGGAAAGAACUGGAUCGUCUGCGUUUUGGUGAAGGGGCUGCGGGACACUGAUUUUUGAGAACCCCAACUCCAGAGAGCUCACAGCCUCUGAAUUUUGGGGAUGCUGGAUUGGAGAGGGAGUCAGUAAAGUUGGGAUUGGGACUGGUGGUGCCAAGGCAAGGGUUCCUCAAAUUAGGAGAAUCCCUCCUCGUUGGAUGAGGUCAAAGGUCUUCUUGUCUACCCCUCUGCCUCCAGGCUAGGGGUCUGGGGAGGCAACAGAGCUUCCCUAUUUUAGUCUUUUUAAACAAACCAUCCUAUACUAAGGGCAGAACCCACUGCCCUGGCCUCAACUACCUUGGCUCAUGAGUGUAAGAAUCAGGAGAUUCCUUCUCAAGCAGGCCUGGGUAGCUGCCUUCCUGGCCCGGCCCUCCCCGAGGCCUACGGAAGCCCUUUUGCAUGCUGGGAGGACACAGGCUGGCCCCUCUUUAUAGAAGCACAUUUCUGCCACCUCCCCCUGGGAGGCACCCAGCAGCCCCCCACCCCUCAUUACCCAGUCCCUGCUGUGUAGGGCGUAGUCCAAGUUAGCUGGGUAGACUUAGUGUUCCAGGCCCCGGGGCCUGUUCUUAGCUUGCUUAUAGUCCUUACAGAGCUCCAGGACAGGGGCGGAGAGGGGACGGCGGUCUCCCUGCUGGUCUGGGUCUGGGCCUGGGCCUGGGCCUGGAGCCGGGGUCGUGGGAGGCCUGCCGUUCCUCCCCUUCCCUCCCCCCGACCCCCAGGGUUGUAGCUGGAGCUGCCCC
Molecule: messenger RNA, 2476 nt
Organism: Mustela lutreola (European mink)
Lineage: Eukaryota; Metazoa; Chordata; Mammalia; Carnivora; Mustelidae
Gene: RIMS4
Product: regulating synaptic membrane exocytosis 4
Exons: 6
Coding region: 148-960 (270 amino acids)
Biological process (GO): regulation of synaptic plasticity; regulation of membrane potential; positive regulation of synaptic transmission
Cellular component (GO): cytoskeleton of presynaptic active zone; presynaptic membrane
Molecular function (GO): transmembrane transporter binding; small GTPase binding
Source: RefSeq, a predicted model, not a curated record